Molecule: messenger RNA, 2002 nt
Organism: Macadamia integrifolia
Lineage: Eukaryota; Viridiplantae; Streptophyta; Magnoliopsida; Proteales; Proteaceae
Product: protein transport protein Sec61 subunit alpha-like
Exons: 7
Coding region: 239-1669 (476 amino acids)
Biological process (GO): SRP-dependent cotranslational protein targeting to membrane, translocation; post-translational protein targeting to membrane, translocation
Cellular component (GO): Sec61 translocon complex; membrane
Molecular function (GO): ribosome binding; transmembrane protein transporter activity; signal sequence receptor activity
Source: RefSeq, a predicted model, not a curated record
UUACCUAAUUUCAGAAUCACCUACCCAUUGCCCUUUCAUCAAUUCGUCGCGGGCCAAGGAGGGAAGUUCUUCUGCCGCUACUGAGAAAGCGAGCGAUCACAGCGAAGGAUCUCAAGAUUCACCCGAGGCCCAAGCACCAAGGAAGCGGAACGAAGCCAAGCUGACAAACUCGAAGCCGGUUCGACUUCUGAUUCUUCCCCCUUCCCAGGUUGGACUGUUUCAGUUUUGAUAGUUUAAAAUGGGGGGAGGAUUCAGAGUUCUCCAUCUUGUUAGACCAUUUCUAUCAUUUCUACCAGAAGUGCAGACUGCAGACAGGAAGGUUCCAUUUAGAGAGAAAGUGAUAUACACUGUGAUCUCCCUCUUUAUUUUCCUGGUCUGCAGUCAACUUCCUCUCUAUGGAAUACAUUCCACUACUGGAGCAGACCCUUUUUACUGGAUGCGUGUUAUUCUCGCCUCAAAUCGUGGGACUGUUAUGGAGCUUGGGAUUACUCCAAUUGUGACAUCUGGAUUGGUGAUGCAACUCUUGGCUGGGUCAAAGAUCAUCGAAGUGGAUAACAAUGUCCGUGAAGAUCGGGCCCUCUUAAAUGGUGCUCAGAAGCUGUUGGGCAUACUUAUAGCUGUUGGUGAAGCAGUUGCAUAUGUUCUGUCGGGGAUGUAUGGUAGUGUCGGCCAACUUGGAGUAGGCAAUGCAAUUCUAAUCAUUAUUCAGCUUUGUUUUGCCGGUAUCAUUGUGAUAUGCUUAGAUGAACUUCUCCAGAAGGGUUAUGGACUAGGAUCUGGUAUUUCCCUGUUCAUUGCAACAAAUAUCUGUGAAAACAUAAUUUGGAAAGCAUUUAGUCCAACAACCAUCAACAGUGGGCGAGGAGCUGAAUUUGAAGGUGCUGUCAUUGCUUUAUUCCAUCUGCUGAUAACUCGUACAGAUAAGGUCCGAGCUCUCCGUGAGGCGUUUUACCGGCAGAACCUUCCAAAUGUGACAAAUUUGCUCGCUACAGUCUUAGUCUUUCUCAUUGUUAUCUAUUUCCAAGGAUUCCGUAUUGUUUUGCCUGUGAGGUCAAAGAAUGCUCGUGGACAACAAGGCUCAUAUCCGAUCAAGCUUUUCUACACCUCCAACAUGCCAAUCAUUCUACAAUCUGCCCUUGUUUCCAACCUUUACUUUAUUUCUCAGUUGCUGUACAGGAGGUACAGUGGAAAUUUUAUUGUUAAUCUACUUGGUAAGUGGAAGGAAUCUGAAUACUCCGGUGGUCAGUUUAUCCCUGUUGGUGGUAUUGCAUACUAUAUCACUGCGCCAUCAAGCCUGGCAGAUAUGGCAGCCAAUCCCUUCCAUGCUCUGUUUUAUAUUGUGUUUAUGCUGUCAGCUUGUGCACUGUUCUCAAAAACUUGGAUUGAAGUUUCUGGAUCCUCUGCUAGAGAUGUUGCUAAGCAGCUGAAGGAGCAACAAAUGGUGAUGCCUGGUCAUCGGGAAUCAAAUUUGCAAAAAGAAUUAAACCGCUACAUUCCCACAGCGGCUGCCUUUGGGGGCAUGUGCAUUGGUGCGUUGACAGUGUUGGCAGACUUCAUGGGAGCGAUUGGGUCAGGGACUGGAAUUCUGCUUGCUGUCACUAUCAUCUACCAAUACUUCGAGACAUUUGAGAAGGAGAGAGCCAGCGAAUUGGGCUUCUUUGGACUUUAAGCCCGAUCUAUUGAUGUAGUUGCACUUGAUUGGUUGGACCUGUUUGAUCCAGUCUAAAAACCCAGGCCAAGGAGAACUGCGUCCAAACCUGCAUUUUGGUACAUUAGGGAUUUACUUAUUUGUUUGUGUUUAUUUUAUCAAUUAAUAUUUGAUAUUUAUCCUUUUUAGCAGUUGGUAAAGGUGGUUUUGAGUUUGAUUCAAAAUCAGUUCAGUUGUAGGGUCUGAGUAGGAAUUUAAUUUUUCAGUUUCACAAAGUCUAUUUAUUCAUGUAACCCAUCGAUUAUGAGUAGAUUUGAAUGAAUAGAAUAUAGAGUUUUUUUUUUUUAGUAAGAA